GGCCCGCUGCGCCGUGGGACCGCGGCCGUUCCUCCCGCACCGGGAGCUGUAAUGCCGGGAGGCGAGAACGGUUUGGUAGAUGGAGCGAAGAAAACGCACCCUAAGCACACUUUGAGUUAAAAAUGGAGAACUCCUUUGUGGAAGAAGUGGCUGCAUCACUCAUCAGAGAAUUUCUCAGUAGAAAGGGUUUGAAGAAAACCAUAACCACCAUGGACCAAGAGCUUCCACGUUCUGAACAUAGCAUCAAUAACAGGAAUGAACUUCGGAAUGUCCUGCAUCUGCACUCCUUGUACAAACACAACAAGGCAAAGGAAAACCCACUGAAAACACUUCUUGAAAUUAUUACUAACUACUUCCUUGAGCACCGUGGGACUUCCCGAAGCAUCAGUUCAAGUUCUGCUUUGUCAGCCCCUCAAAGUAAGAGCGUAACAUCUUACCAGCCGAACUUACCAGAUGAGGAUCACGUGUGUGGGAGUGCCUCUACACUCGAUGAAAGCAGAACUCAACCCCACAGAUAUAAUGUUGAGAAUUCACUAGAUAAAAUCUUUCCAUCCAGAAAACAUCAACACAAAAGUGAAAAAUGCCACACAGGGGCAGUACACAACACUCAGUUACUCUCUGAUGGGGAUAAGAAGUUACAAGAUAGUCGAGAAGAUUUAAAAGCAGCAACGGUUUCCGAGGAGCUGAAAUCCACAGUGAAGGAGAAGCCAAGGCCCAGGUCUAGUCUCAUUGUCAGAGGAAUGAUGGCUGGACCAGUAGCAAGUUCACCUGAGGAUCUGCAAAAAAGGAGGCUUUCAAAACGAUCCACUAGCAUAAGCAGCACAGUACAGUUCAAGGCUGAAGAACAUGAAGGAAGUGACCUGAAUGUCCCACAUACUGAUUUUCAAGAAAGCAAAGGAUCUUCAGCACAAGUAAAUACGGGGUUCACAUCAAAGACUAUGUCAGGUUUACACACAAGUUCAGCCUUUGAAAAACUAAGAACCAUCCCCAAAGAUACAGAUGACUCUUUUGCCAAACUGCUGACUGAAAGAGAGAGGACCAAGACAGAAGAAAGGAAAUCACUUCCAAGCCUUGGUACAGAUAGCAAUGAGAAAAGCCUUAAAGUGAGUGCACCUCACAGACAUUCAGGGGCUGGAAGAGAGAAGAGAGAAAGAUCCUGCAAGAAAAAUGAGAGUUGGUUGUCAGGCCAUAGGAGGUCUCCAGGAUCUACUUGCUAUAAAGAAGACCAGAUGAAAGAUGUCCUAGAAUUAGUUGAUGUUGAGGCUGAAGAAACAACUGGAGAAGUUAUUAAAAACUCGGAUCUUUCAACACUGUAUAUGCUCCAAGUAGUAUCAAAGGCAAUUGAUAUUUCUCUCGCAAAAGAGUUAAAAAAUCUUCUGUUUGGCUCUAGUCUUUGUUGCUUCAGUGAAGAAUGGAAAAUACAGAAUUUUACAUUUAAUAACAUACCACAGUUAAAAUACGGCAUUGUGCAAAAAAAGGGUGGCCCAUGUGGAGUACUGGCUGCAGUUCAAGCUUGUGUCCUACAACGGCUUAUUUUUGCAGACAGUAAUAGGAAUAAAGACAUUCGCUGUCUUCAACCUUCAGAAGCUCACAGGACUAAAUGCCUCACCAUGGCAAUUGCAGACAUAUUGUGGCGUGCAGGAAGCAAUGAAAAAGCGAUUGUAGCACUGCCAUCAGGAAGACAGCAGUUCAUUCCCAUAGGAAAAUACAAGGCAGAUGGAAUCUUAGAAACUCUAAUUCUGCAUAGUGCCACAAGAUAUGAGGAUCUGGUUGUUUUUCUUCAGCAGAAUAUUCACCAGUUUGAAACUGGUCCCUGUGGGUGCAUCCUUCUGACUGUGUCUGUCAUCUUAUCAAGAUCUAUCAAUCUGGUGCGCAAUGAUUUUGAUGUUCUUACAAACCGGUUGAUUGGAAGCCAUGGCUAUUGUACUCAGGAACUGGUGAACUUGCUUUUGACUGGCAAAGCUGUGUCCAAUGUUUUCAACAAUGUGAUAGAGCUGGACUCUGGAAAUGGCAAUAUCACAAUUUUGAAAGGUAUCACAAGCCGCAGUGAUAUUGGUUUGCUGUCACUCUUUGAGCACUAUGAUGUUUGUCAGGUUGGUUGUUACUUGAAGAACCCUAAAUACCCAAUUUGGUUGGUAUGCAGUGAAAGCCACUUCAGUGUGCUUUUUUGUUUGGAAAAGGAUUUAUUAGGUGACUGGAAAACAGAGCGGAAAUUUGAUUUAUAUUAUUAUGAUGGCUUGGCCAACCAGGAAGAAGAAAUACGGUUAACAGUUGACACAACUCAGAUGUGUGUUGAAGAUAAAGAAAAUGAUCUUACUCCUCCACUUGAGCACUGCAUUAGGACAAAGUGGCAAGGAGCUGUUAUUGACUGGAAUGGCACAGAACCAAUCUUGUGACUGACCUGACCUGCACUUCAUUUGAAAAGACAGAAAGGAAAUGACUGAAUUAGCACAUACCUACAGGAAAUAGGACAAGACUUGUGCAGUUUAAGAUGAGGAAGAAUGACAUGGUCUGAAGGCUGGAAGAGUUUCACCUCAGUCACCUCAUGCUUCAGAUAUUUUCUUAUAAUAUAAACAACACUUACGUAAAUUCCUUGUCACUGUCUUUAACAUACAGCUUCUGAGAGCAGGCUGUUUCCACCACAAAGUCAAGGUUACAGAUGAAGCAGUGAAGUCAAUGUCCCCUUGAGGUCUCUUUCUGGAUCUACUCUGUAUCCUGCAAUUGUUUCAAAACAUCUGAUGGAAGAUGCUGAACCCAGAUUUCUGUCAAUGUAUAUGCCUUCUCACCUACAAAACUCCAGUGCAAGUACAAAGUAUCCAAGAAACAUGUACUCACUUCUUUACCUGAUAGUAUAAGUCUCCUUUUGCACUGAACACAUUGAUAACCAUAUGGGCUUUUCAGAUAAAGCCUGACCUAUACAAAGUUCUUGUUGUGUCGUAAAAUUUGCAGUAAGGAUUAUGGUUUUGUGUUUCCAGAAUAGUAACACUAUUACAUUCCUUACACUGUGUACAAUUGGUGUGUAACAGUGCCUCACACUGAUAUAGCUUAUUUUUCUUUCUUGAUGAGAGAUAGCUGUAUCAGUAUCUUUAUAUUUAUACCAUUGUAACUACUUUAUACACCAGGUUUUAUUUACACCAAAUAGAAAAGAUCUGUGGUUUGUUUCUUCCUAAGUACAAAAAAACCCAGAAGAGCUGUUGGGUUUGAAACUUAAAUGGUGCCUACCUGUGAUAAAUACCAUUUUUCAUUAUUAAAUAAAGUGCAUGUACUGAAAUGAUGUACUGUGGAGAUGUAUCACAAGGUACUGAAUCAGUGGUUUGUAUUCUGAGUUGAAUUCUUUAAGCAACAUAUUUUGGCAACACUUUGCCAAAAUUGGAACAAGUUACUGAACUGAAAACUGGAAAAUAUGCCUUGGAAAAAUAGGGAGAUAGAUGAUGUUUCUAGAAUUAUUCCUCUCUCUUGAGAGUCAAUAUUUCACGAGAGCUUCAUAAAGAACUUUUGCUUUCAGAUUUAUAUGAUAGCACCUUCUUUUUAGUAAAAAUGCAGACUCCUCUGAGACCUGAUUAACUAGUUGCUCUUCCUAAAAUCAGUUUCCAAUAAAAAUGCAAUGUCCUGCUGUGUGCAGUGUGGAAAUACCAAACUGACUUUGCAAAUACAGAUCUUGGAGAAUUAGCAUUUGAGCUACAUUUGGAAACCAACCUGAAUGUAAGCCAUAACGGAAUACCGGAAAGGUUUAGGUAGCCUUUGAAAGAAUACUGGUCUUCCCCUUGGCUUACCAUUCAUAUCAAACUGCUUAUAUGCAGUAAAGCACCUCAGACUUUCAGUUAUUUUAGUUGUAUUUAAUUCAGUGUAAUGUAAUCAUAGAAUCAUAGAAUAGUUAGGGUUGGAAAGAACCUUAAGGUCAUCUAGUUCCAACCCCCCUGCCACGGGCAGGGACACCUCACACUAAACCAUAUCGCCCCAGGCUUCAUCCAACCUGGCAUUGAACACUGCCAGGGGUAGGCAAACUUUAAAUUUUGUGGAAUUAAGAUCUGCCAUUCAGCCUUUGCAGCAUAUGCAGGGUUGGAUCUGAGCUCAUUCUUGACUGUACUACACGGGUGUUACUUUGCAUUUAGUAAACCCUUUCAUCUUUGUAUAUAUAGGGAUAUAUUUGUACUGUCAGCUAUAGGUGGACUCAAUACUGCCUUUAAGAUACACUCAUCAUCCAUACUUCAAGCUGUCUUUUAUCAGGGAGAGCUUGCCUCAGUGCAAGCUUCAAUGUUUCUGGGAGUGAAAAUUCCAAACAGUCAAAGAUCCCAAAUCCAAAGCCUUUGUUGCUCUUGAAAUUUCUAUGAACUGUAGUCCACACUUUAGUGUGAUUUUCUCACCUACCUCACAGGGCAUCUAUAAUGUAAAAUAAGAUCUUUUAAAGAGUGCAUUUGGACAAGAAAUAGUGUAGAGAUGAAUAAUGGAAGAAAAUUUAUGGAACCAGCUUUAACAAAAAAUUCCUUUCUGAAUUUUCCAGUCUAGUAAACCUACUCCAUUUAAUUUAAAACAUUGCUUUAAACUAUGUCAGUUUGGAGAUAAUGUUCCACUCCCUGAUAGAAGAUAAGUAUUCAUCUGGGGAACGAGGGAGCUGCCUUGUGACAGGCCAGAUUUCAUCUCACUGAAAUAUGUCUACAGAGCAGUUGUGUUCAGAGUAGCUAUUCUGUGUUCAUAGGAGGGGAGAUAUCAGGGGGUGAUGUAUCUUUUCUUUAGGAUAAGAGCUAUAGUUCGGACUGUAUGAUGAUGAGUAUAAAGAGAGCCCAAGAGGACUGCUCCAAAUGGAUUUCACCCAUGAAGAUGUAAGGAUUUUUCAGAGUACAGAAAGAGUGAUUAGUGAAUAGAGCUUGGAAAUAAAUUGUGGUUUAUGGAUAAUCCUAGAGGAUAAAUAAAGAUGAGGGGAAGCCCUGAACUCUAUCCCUCUUUCUAAGUGUGCAAAGAAUUCAGAGGCUCCUUCAUUACUGGUUAUGGAGAGAUUUUUUGUGAAACUUAAUUUCUGUGACAACAGAACCUCAGUGAGACAGAUCUUUUCUUGCCUGUUGUCUGUCAGUGUGUCCAUGUAUAUUUGUUCUACAAAGUCCACCUGUCAUCUAUUUAAGAUGAGCUAACUCCUUAUUCACCUGUGUCCUCACUCACAAAGGAAGAAAUAAAGCACUUGGACUACUUCACCAAACUACCACCUGUGUAGGAAAAGUCCACCAAGCUAGAGCACUGAGAACCUCGUCACUGCUAAGCUUCUUCCACCAUCCUUGCUUCUGGAGCCUAAAACCGGUAUCUUCCUUCACCAGGGUUCAGUGCCAGUGUCUGUACUAGGCAAGAGAGAUGGCUUUUCAGAUUUACCAGAGCAUCCUUCUAUAAUGAAGAAAUGUGCAGCCAGAACAUUAAUUUAGACCAAGUUCUUCUCAGAAAUAUAAUAGAGCAUUACCUCAGUCACUGUCUGCCUCAAGAAUAAGACUUGCAUAUUUGUAUUCAGUAUAAAGCACCAGAAGUUAUUUCCCUUAAGACAUUUACAGGGCUUUUUUGGGUCAAUCAUACAAGUCAAUGCAAUAUGUUAUGUGGCAAUGCAGAAACCUUUGCACAAAUCCGUGUAGAAUCAUAUCCUGUUCCAGCAGUAUACAUCUAUUUUCUUUAAUUAUGUUUUCCUAUGCAUUGUUUCUCAUUUUCUUUUUCAUUGCCCAAUGAACGUGACUUCCUGAAAUGAACAAAACAGCAACUGUUUGACAACUGAGCAUUAAAAGACACUGAUGACAUUGACACUUGAUCUGCACAAUGUGAUUUCAUUCUCUUCUGUUGCAUAAAGAAAUACACCCUUUGCUGAAAAUUGACCCCUUAGGUAACAACAGACAUGACAUAUUGUGUAUGUAGAUAAAUAUGUGAACAGAGGUACUAUUUUGGUAAGGUGUCAUGAACAAAAUGUAUAUUUAAUAUUGUCUUGUACAGAAUGUCCCAUACAAAUAAAACAGUUAAAGCAAUGGUAAU
Melopsittacus undulatus (budgerigar) is the source of this 5997-nucleotide messenger RNA. It is a transcript of the gene MINDY4, whose product is annotated as MINDY lysine 48 deubiquitinase 4. Gene Ontology annotation, molecular function: cysteine-type deubiquitinase activity; K48-linked deubiquitinase activity. Lineage: Eukaryota; Metazoa; Chordata; Aves; Psittaciformes; Psittaculidae. Gene Ontology annotation, biological process: protein K48-linked deubiquitination. The coding region runs from base 123 to 2396 and encodes 757 amino acids. The transcript is spliced from 18 exons. The record is from RefSeq and is a predicted model, not a curated record.